Molecule: messenger RNA, 375 nt
Organism: Quercus lobata
Lineage: Eukaryota; Viridiplantae; Streptophyta; Magnoliopsida; Fagales; Fagaceae
Exons: 1
Coding region: 1-375 (124 amino acids)
Biological process (GO): root development; shoot system development
Source: RefSeq, a predicted model, not a curated record
AUGGUUAGCAUGUUAAACGAGCUAGAAGUUGUUACUGUCAUCGUCUUUGAAUCACUCUUGAACUUUAUAGCUGGAACAAAGUUGCAAUCAAAAUCAAGUGGCUGGUUUGUGGUUUCCAAAUUGGUGCACCCAAAAAAAAUAGUAUGUGAGGGUAAAGAAACAGAUGCAAAUGAAUUUGACAAGGUAGAUGUGGCAUUGCAAUCUCUCAUUAGUCACAAGACUAGCAAAUCCGAUUACUCCAUCCACAUUCAGAAUGUGCAGAACUGGAUGGGGAAGUUGGAGUCAAGCAUUGAAGAUGUUGAAGAGGUGCUUGAAGGUUUCUCUAGACGUCUUGUCAAGACCCGAGUUUCCUUUCUCAACAUCCUCAACCACUAG